AUGGCGUCCAAACUCAGCCUGGUCAAGCUCAAUGCAUUUGGCACGCAUAUCCAGAUUGCACGAUUUUCUAAUUAUGGAUCUCGUUACUUCGUGGACUUAGUGCGCCUACCUAAUGAGCUCACUGACCUUAUGAUUUUCGAGUGGUAUGAACGCAAGAGGGCUCCUCUCACUUGUAUUCUCCCAACUUUUCUGCGUAACGGGCUUCCAUCCCGUAAACGCACGGUUUACUUUGGUCAAGGUCAGGCACCGGCUAUUCUGGUUCCAGCUGCUGCUGACCCACUGCGUGACAUUAAGUUUCCGUCCCCAGAAGAUGGUAUGGUGUCGUUACGAGCGUGUAUUAUUAACCACAAAGUUUUUCGUUAUAAUCGCGUUACGCCACCAUCUAUUCGGCUACGCCAAGCUGCAGAUGCCGCACGUCAAGCUGCAGGUUCUGUACACCACGCUACGGAUGCCGCACGCCAGACCUCCUCCCCGACCAGUACCUAG
Messenger RNA from Peronospora farinosa, 486 nucleotides. Lineage: Eukaryota; Oomycota; Peronosporomycetes; Peronosporales; Peronosporaceae. The record is from the annotation of a GenBank genome assembly.